AUGAUCUUCCAAACAUCCAUCAUGGUCUUCUUGGCCCAUAUCUUUUUGCUGCUUGGUCUUCCGACUGCCCUGGUUGGCGCCUCUCCGAUGACCCCAAACACCAAAGAACUCGCAGUCACCGAGCCAGCGGCCUCAAGCUACUGGGUCGGCAGUAUCAAACGCCAAGGUGUCGCUCCUUUCAACAGCAACGCCGACUAUCAGGUCUUCCGUAACGUCAAGGAGUUCGGUGCUAAAGGUGAUGGCUCGACCGAUGAUACUGCUGCCAUCAACAAGGCCAUUUCGUCCGGUGGACGUUGCGGCAAAGGCUGUGAUUCGUCAACUACUACUCCUGCCCUUGUCUACUUCCCCCCCGGUACCUAUGUUGUUUCCAAGCCUAUUGUUCAGUAUUACUACACCCAGAUCGUCGGUGAUGCCGCCGAGCUACCUGUGAUCAAGGCCUCCGCUGCCUUCGCUGGAAUGGCAGUCAUUGAUGCCGACCCAUACGAGGACAAUGGCGACAACUGGUUUACCAACCAGAACAACUUCUUCCGUGCCAUUCGCAACUUGGUCAUUGAUCUGACCGCGGUUCCCAAGGGUUCCGGUGCUGGUAUCCACUGGCAGGUUGGUCAAGCCACCAGCUUGCAGAACAUUCGUUUCGAGAUGGUCAAGGGUGGUGGUGCUGCCAACAAGCAGCAGGGUAUCUUCAUGGACAACGGCUCUGGUGGUUUCAUGUCCGACCUUACCUUCAACGGCGGUAACUACGGAAUGUUCCUCGGCAACCAGCAGUUCACCACUCGCAACCUGAAAUUCAACGGCUGCCAGACUGCGAUCUUCAUGAACUGGAACUGGGCCUGGACCUUCAAGUCUCUCGACAUCAACAACUGUGAGGUUGGUCUUAACAUGUCCAACUCUCCCAGCAACCAGACUGUUGGCUCCGUCAUGAUGCUCGACAGUAAGCUCACCAACACUCCCACUGGUAUCGUCACUGCUUGGAACAAGGAGAGUGUCCCCAUUGGCGGUGGCACUCUCGUUCUGCAAAAUGUCGACUUCUCUGGCUCCAAGGUCGCUGUUACCGGCGUCGAUGGCGACUCUAUCCUCGCUGGCGGCGAUGUUGUCAAGAAUUGGGUUCAGGGCAACACCUACUCCCCAUCCUCUGCCAGCAAGCGUGCUACUCAGCCUGAGACUGACGACGAGGAAGUCAUCACUGUCACCAAGACCGUCAUGCACACUGUCAGCGCCUGUGCCGCUUCUACUGAUGGCCUUGCCAGCACUCUUGCUUCGAACGAGGCGCCGUCAUCGGUUGAGACUUCCCCCGCUGUUAGCAAUGGCCAGGCUACUCCUGCUUUGCCCUCUAGUACUGAUAGUGGCGAGCGCACCGUCGCUACGGGUGGCCUUCCAGACACUAUCAACAGUGUCCUGUCUGUCUUUGUUGGAUCUACUGGCACCUACGAGCUCCCUGCCUCGACUCCCGAAGCUGCCACUGAUGCCACCCCUGCCGUCGUUGCCUCCAGCCAGGUUCCCACCGAGCAAGAGACCACUGUUUCCGAGGUCCCUGUCGUCCAAUCGACCCCCGCCGUCGUCGCUUCCGGCUCCGGUUCCGGUUCUGGUUCGGGCUCUGGUUCGGGCUCAGGCUCGGGUACCACCAGCUCCCUCCUUUCCCAGGGCACUAGCUCGAGCUCGUCUGGAUCUGGAUCUAGCAGUGGAUCCGGCACCUGCAGCUCCGAGCAGAGUGUCUCGAAGGGCCGAACUCAGGGUACCCUCAAGUCCUCCACUAUGCCGGAUGGCCUCCUUGAUGGCGGUGCUGUCUUCGAGCGCUCCAAGCCUUUGUACGAGGAUGUUCCUGCUUCUUCUUUCAUCAGUGUCAAGUCUGCCGGAGCCAAGGGUGAUGGCUCUACUGAUGAUACCAAGGCCAUCCAGAAGGUCCUUGAUAGUGCUACUUCUGACCAGGUUGUCUACUUCGACCACGGCGCCUAUGUUAUCACCUCUACCAUCAAGAUCCCUAAGAACGUCCGCAUCACUGGUGAAAUCUGGCCCAUGCUCAUGGCUCACGGUGCCAAGUUCCAAGACCAGAAGAACCCGGUCCCUCUUUUCCAAGUUGGCCAGAAGGGCGAGUCUGGUUCCAUUGAGAUGAGCGACCUCAUCAUCACCACCAAGGGCGCCGCUCCUGGUGCUAUCUUGAUGGAAUGGAACCUUGGUGCUUCUUCCCAGGGAUCUGCUGGUAUGUGGGAUGUUCACUUCCGCAUUGGUGGUGCCGCUGGUACUGGUCUCCAGAGUGAUACCUGCAAGAAGACUCCUUCGGUCAAGACUACCCCCAAGGAAGAGUGCAUGGCCGCUUUCAUGCUUCUGCACGUUACUGAGAAGGCCAGCGCCUAUCUCGAGAACAACUGGUACUGGACCGCCGAUCACGAGCUUGACCGUUCCGACCACUCUCAGAUCAACAUCUACACUGGCCGUGGUGUGCUCAUUGAGUCGCAAAGCCCCGUCUGGCUGUGGGGUACAUCUUCUGAGCACCACCAGCUUUACAACUACCAGGUCUCCAGCGCUAAGAAUACCUUUAUGGGUCUCAUUCAGACUGAAACCCCUUACUACCAGUCCAACCCCACUGCUCUGGUUCCCUACACUCCCCAGUCCUCCUGGAACGACCCUGACUUCUCUACCUGCAAGACCGCCUCCUGCCGCAAGUCCUGGGGUCUCCGUGUCCUCGAUUCGUCCGAUCUUUUCAUCUACGGUGCCGGUCUGUACAGCUUCUUCGAGAACUACGCGCAGUCCUGCCUAAACUCCGAGGACUGCCAGGAGAACAUGGUCGAGGUUGACUGCUCCGACGUUCACAUUUAUGGUCUCAGCACCAAGGCCUCCGUCAACAUGGUCACCUCUUCCCAGGGCAAGAGCAUGGUGCCAGAGGCCGAAAAUACGAGCAACUACUGCUCGACAAUUGCUCUCUUCGAGCAGUCUGUCUAG
Penicillium cosmopolitanum is the source of this 2937-nucleotide messenger RNA. RefSeq lists its product as uncharacterized. NCBI's taxonomy places the organism in Eukaryota, Fungi, Ascomycota, Eurotiomycetes, Eurotiales, Aspergillaceae. The record is from RefSeq and is a predicted model, not a curated record. The coding region runs from base 1 to 2937 and encodes 978 amino acids. The transcript is spliced from 2 exons.